UUCCAGAAGAAAUUCUCACUUUUCAUAUCCGCUAACAUGGCUCAGUCGAUUCGGGAAUUUUUCGCGAAAUUUGUCGACUUUCAACCACUGAACAAAGAAAGAUCGGAAAAAGUGUUUGCUGGAAUUUGUCGCGGCCAUUCUCCGCAUCCUGUUGCCGCAAAAGUGGAGAAACAAUCCGGAAAGCGAAAGAAUUCAAAGAAGGAUGAGGUGGGUGAUGGGCAGUCGUUGUAUCUUUGA
Molecule: messenger RNA, 237 nt
Organism: Gongylonema pulchrum
Lineage: Eukaryota; Metazoa; Nematoda; Chromadorea; Rhabditida; Gongylonematidae
Source: the annotation of a GenBank genome assembly